UCCUAAUAUACCGGGGAAGAUUGCUCUACGUAUUCCAGGAUACCAUUCCGAAAGCAUAGACCGAAGUUCCCAUUUACGAUUUUCCUGAACCUUUAUUCAUUUAUCGACAGUUACGGUGCUUCUCUCUCUUUUUGAACUUGAAGGUAGAGAAGAACUACGAUUUGCAUAUUAAUUUCGAGAACUUAUGUCUAGACUGUGUAGAUGAAUAAUUAUUGUGAUUCAUUGUUUGCUUUUGUUAAUUCCGAUUGCUAAUUCGGAGCUGUCCUAGUCAAUAUUUGACGGAAGGACGAUAACAUGGAUCUGUUUGACGUUCUGGAAUUCGCGUGAAACGUCAUUUUCUUGUUUCGUUAUUGUGCGAAUGUUCACUGUAUUAUUCUUAGAAUAAUAGCAUUAUAGCAUUAUUGCUUUAAAUUAAGUGCAGAACGUGUAAUAUAAAUUUUGUUAGUUGAUUUUCCUGUACCGUCCAGUCGUAAUUUGUGUUCUAUAUUACAAUUUUGCAUACUAGUCCAGGAUGGAUACUGGUUUCUCUUCAUACCACAAUGGUGGUCUAACUCGUGAGCAGGACUUUGGGAGACUAUCUCAAACAAUUGGCACAUCGAUAUUGAAGAUAUCCCAAAAUGUUUCUUCAAUGCAAAAGAUGGUCAAUCAGUUGGGUGGUUCUACGGAUUCUCAGGAACUCAGGAAUCAACUCCAUCAAAUACAACAUUACACACAACAACUUGCCAAGGACACAAAUGUGCACCUUAAGGACUUGGCAGUACUUGCAAAUAAUGCUGGUUCAAGCAGUCCUGGAGAACAAAGACAGCGAAAGAUGCAAAGGGAAAGGUUACAAGAUGAAUUCACGACAGCCUUGAACAAUUUCCAGGGCAUUCAAAGGCUUGCUGCUAACAAGGAAAGAGAAAUGGUAAGGAAAGCAAAGGCAACUGCAGGUAUAGGACCAUUUGGUGAUAAAAAGCAGGAAACUCUGAUCGAACUUCAAGACAAUAGAACACAAAAACAGAUUCAACAGCAGCAGCUGCAGGAGGAGCAAAAUCUGCGAAUGUUGGAAGAGCAAGAAGCCAGCAUACGCCAGUUGGAGAGCGACAUCAGUGACGUGAAUCAGAUCUUCAAAGAAUUAGGGGCUCUUGUACAUGAACAGGGUGAAGUAAUUGACUCCAUCGAAGCGUCUGUUGAAAGAACAGAAGUAUUCGUAAACGAAGGCACACAGGAAUUACGACAAGCGGCUACUUAUAAAAAUAAAUUACGCAAGAAGAAAUGCAUCCUCGUGAUUAUCGGUGCUGUAGUAGUAUCCAUUCUCAUCGGGAUUAUUGUCUGGCAGAGCAAAUCGUAAGGUAUAUCGGUAUUUUGAAUAAACUGUUAUACGACGUACGGAAUUUGUGGUAGUAAGCAUAUGGUGCAACUAGAAACUAUCAACAUGGUGGGAAUUAUUUUUAAAAGAGUUUCUAAAUUGUAUGGUUGCUGGGACCGUGACCGAUAAUAAGUUAAAACUGAAAAGAUUUACUACGUCGUCAUACAGUUUUUCGUGCUUAAUCUAUACGUCCUGCGGACAUCAUUUCUCAUAUAAAAAAUGAUAAAAAGUAAUGAAAAGUAUAUUUCACGGCUAUUUGUGCAAUGAGUCGUGUGAUUGUCCUGUCCAUUUGUACGAUACGCUAUUGCCAUACGACGUUUACUCGAUUACUAUUGAUAUAAACAUAAUUUAUGCUUAUCAGUUUUAGAAAAUAUACUCGAUGAGUGUAUACACUCGUAGAAAAUAUACCACGCUAAAAAUGUGACGCGUAACAUGAGAUGCGAGUGCUGCAUUAUUGCGAUUAUUGCAGCGUAUCGCGAGUGGGCAUUUACGAAAUUCUGUAAAUCAUUCCGGAUAAUUAACUUUAACGUAAUUAUUUUACAGUACUUCGUAGAAUAACCGGCAGGUGGUUAACAGCCUGAUGUAUUAUAUUAUAUUUAAGGAUGUUGAUUUAUUUUAAUCAAAAUGUAACAAUCUACAUAUAUGAAUAUCUCGUCUCA
Molecule: messenger RNA, 2007 nt
Organism: Cephus cinctus (wheat stem sawfly)
Lineage: Eukaryota; Metazoa; Arthropoda; Insecta; Hymenoptera; Cephidae
Gene: Syx7
Product: syntaxin-7
Exons: 6
Coding region: 512-1330 (272 amino acids)
Biological process (GO): vesicle-mediated transport; vesicle fusion; intracellular protein transport
Cellular component (GO): endomembrane system; synaptic vesicle; membrane
Molecular function (GO): SNARE binding; SNAP receptor activity
Source: RefSeq, a predicted model, not a curated record